Cooperia oncophora is the source of this 264-nucleotide messenger RNA. Lineage: Eukaryota; Metazoa; Nematoda; Chromadorea; Rhabditida; Trichostrongylidae. The record is from the annotation of a GenBank genome assembly.
UUCGUGGAGAGCUACGAAAUCGAACAUGCAUCCAAGUUCAAAUUGAGUGUCAAGCUUGGAAUUCAUUCUGGAUCUGUUGCUUCUGGAAUUCUAGGAAGUACUGCUCCAAGAUUUUGCAUUUUCGGUGACACCGUAAACAUGGCGUGUCGAAUGGCAAGUUUAGGUGAACCGAAUAAAAUCCAGAUGACUGAGAACAUUGCUCAUAAAAUACGAACGAAUUACCCAGGAUUCAUCAUCGAAGAACGCGGAUCUGUCAAUGUUAAG